GGGCCGUCUUCCGUCGGGCUAAAGGCAGGCAUCCAGUUGACCAGAAUGAAUUGAUUACUGAUUCUGGCAUGAGCGGUCGAUAUGGCUCAGUUUCUGUCAAAGACUCAAAACACACUGAAGGGAUCCACACGGAGCAUUCAACACGGUUCGAGAAGCCGGCUAUUGAUGCAUGCCGCAUUGUAUCUGAGCGACAGUCAAUAGUCGCAAUUCCUUUUGAUGGCUGGAGAUUCAUCGAUUACACCAUAUUUGCAGUCAUUCAUUUGUUGUUUGCCAUCCGUGCCUCGAGGCGGGCACUCCCCACCCUCCGGAUGGGCUUCCGUGCCGGCGAAGGAGACCCGGUGAAGACCAUCGUUUUUCCUAAAUAGCAGAGGAUCUGCUCGAGUCGUGAGGCUGUCAAUCUCUGACGGGGCGGGGGAUUUCGCUACACAAGAUGUCUGAAUUAUUUGGACAGUACUCCUGGACAGUUGGAUGGGAUUUGCCUUUGUUUUUUUGU
Messenger RNA from Aspergillus welwitschiae, 493 nucleotides. RefSeq lists its product as uncharacterized. The record is from RefSeq and is a predicted model, not a curated record. The transcript has a single exon. The coding region runs from base 69 to 365 and encodes 98 amino acids. Lineage: Eukaryota; Fungi; Ascomycota; Eurotiomycetes; Eurotiales; Aspergillaceae.